CGGGCACCGAGUCGUCUGGCAAGACUGCGGGCACCGAGUCGUCUGGCAAGACUGCGGGCACCGAGUCGUCUGGCAAGACUGCGGGCACCGAGUCAUCUGGCAAGACUGCGGGCACCGAGUCGUCUGGCGGAACAGCGGGCAUCGAGUCAACUGGCGGAACAGCGGGCACCGAGUCGUCUGGCAAGACUGCGGGCACCGAAUCACCAGGCACGACAGUGGGCUCUGACUCAAUUGGCACGACAGCGGGCACCGGGUCAUCAGGUACCCGGAUUGUCUGGCUCGACAGCGGGCAUCGGGUCACCAGGCAUCAGGUCAUUUGGCUCGCCAGCGGGCACCGCGUCAUCUGGCAAGGCAGUGGGCACCGAGUCACCAGGUACGACAGCGGGCUCUGAGUCAAUUGGCACGGUAGCGGGCACCGUAUCAUCUGGAUCAACAGCGGGCAUCGAGUCAACUGGCCUAAUAGGAUCGUCAGGCUGGAUCAGUUCAUCAUGCUGGGUAGAGACAUCAGGCUGAAUGCAGGCGU
Messenger RNA from Staurois parvus, 523 nucleotides. Lineage: Eukaryota; Metazoa; Chordata; Amphibia; Anura; Ranidae. The record is from the annotation of a GenBank genome assembly.